Molecule: messenger RNA, 3084 nt
Organism: Dentiscutata erythropus
Lineage: Eukaryota; Fungi; Glomeromycota; Glomeromycetes; Diversisporales; Gigasporaceae
Source: the annotation of a GenBank genome assembly
AUGGAAUGUCGUUUAUGUACUAUUUUGGACAUAAUGGAAUGCUCUAUCAAAGUAAUAGAAAAUCAGAUAAGACUUCAAGAUGAAAUUCAAAAUCGGGCAAAUAUUGAACAAAAAUUUAAGGAAGGAAGAGAGAUAAUUGACGAAAUAGAAGAAGCUAAUAUAGAAAAGCAUGGAUAUUAUAGAUAUAAUUAUCACAUAAAAUAUGCUAGUUAUUUAAAAACUAUUGGUGAAGUGGAACGCUCUAGCAGACAAAAAACUUUAGCAAAAAGAUUUGAACAGAAUGUAAAAAAUCUCGAACCUGAAGAUAUAUGCGAAGCAAAAUUAAAAUCAACUACGGUCAUCAAUGAAGUUUUUAAUCCUGGGGGGAAAUACACACAAGAAGUUGAAAAAAAAUUAGAAGAAAUUAAGGAAGGUAAUCAUAAUACUCCAAUUUCGCUUAAAGAUGAACAUAAAAAUCUAGGUGAAGAAUUAUUUAAACACAUUUUAAAAUCUAAAAGGCGCUUGUUGGCAGACCUGGAAAAUGUAAUCCAUGAAGAAAAAGCAUUUGAACUUUGGAAAAUUGCGAUUGAUUACCGUAAUGCAGCCGAAGGAAAAUGGAAUAAACUAGGAGUAUUAAAUCAAAGAGAAAUAAAUAAAUAUACUUCUGAAGAAUUAAGACGCUUCAGUGUAACUAAUGGAAAAUUAGCCUUUGAUGAAUACCGAGAAGCUUGUAAACUUGCUGAUGAAAAAAACAUUAAAAAACAAAUAAAAUUACGAGAAAACAUGGCAUUAUCAGCAAUUCGUAUGUUCCUUAUAAAAUGUUCAACACAGACACCUCAGGAUUAUAUAGAAAUAAAAAAAAUACUUGAAAAAGUUAAAGGUAAUAGUCAUACCAGCGAAACAUCUGAUAACAUUACAUUAGAAUUAGAAAAAGUAGGACAGACGAAUUCAUUUUACGGUAAACUUUGUUAUCAGCAUUCAAUUGAUAAAGAUAUAGAAAAAAUAAUUUCUGAAUUAAUGCUUAAACCAGAUCGUAGUUUGAUUCAAUGUAAAUCAUCUCCAUUAAUCGAAUCAACAUUAUAUUAUAUCAUUUGUUCACUUUCUCCACUAAUAGCGAUUAUCAUGGACUGUUGGAAUGAGCCAACUUAUGACAGUAUCUUAAGGUUAAACAAACCUGGAAGCGUUAUUGAUCCUACAAAAAUAAUCAAGAUAUGUAGAGAGCAUUAUAUUAAAUCAGACUGUAUUGCUUAUUUAUUAAAUUCGAUUGGAGAAGUCUUGAUAAGUCAGAAAAUACAAAUUGAUGGAAAAAAUGCAAAUGAUUUGAAAGUUUUUGCAAAGAGUGUUUUUCAUGGAGUAUUGGAUGAAGACCUUGUGAAGGAUUCUGAGAAGCUAGAUUAUCGUAUCCGUGAAUUGCGAAAAAAAGAAUAUCAUUUUUCCCAAAAUUUUUAUUUCCGCGGUUUCAUGAAAACACAAUAUAAAUCUUUCACAGAAGAUGCAGAAAAUGCUCGGAAAAUGCCCUUUGUUUCAAGGUUGGAAGAAAUUCGUAAUAUUGCAAGGAUUAAUUUUGCAACUCUUGACAUGCUAAAUCCUAGUUCAGAAGCAACUGAACAAACCGUCAAAACUAUUAAUGAAAUCAGGAAGUCAAUAUACUGUAAUUAUCAAUUUAUUGGUACUACUAAAUUGCGCUUAGAAACCUUGAAAGAUUUCCUAUGGGUUAUUAAUGGUAAAGAAACAUCUGAAGAGAUGCCUGAGGAAUUUCCUGAAGAAUCAACUGAUUCAACUCCAUUCAAAAACGCAGAUACUAAAUAUAUUGUUUAUUUGAAUGAACAGCUGGAACAAACAUCUUCUCAAUCAGAAAGAAUAAAAAUAUACAAAAAUAUGGCAAUUUAUUUUGAGCAUUUGGCCGAAAUAGAUUGGAAAGUUAAUAAAUUAAACAGCUUACGUCACUGGAAUAGUGCUCAAAAGAAUUAUGAGAAUACACGUGAAAUAGAUCCUGAAAAUCUUGUUUCUGCACUUGGUUAUACCAAAUGUUUAUUAAAAUACAUUGCUUAUUAUAAGCAAGUUAAUUAUGAAAAAUCGAAUGGAUGUAUUAUUGAAGCGUUGAGAUUAGAUCCUAAAAACGAAUUAGCUGACAAACAAAUAUCAUUCCUCAAAAAGCUAAGGGCUGAAAAUUCGAGUGAAUAUCGCAUUAACCAAUACAAAAGAAAAAAAGUGGAUAUGAAAUAUGAAGAAGGAGGCAUACGUGGAAUACUACCUACAUUAUGGCUUAGUGAAAUAGAAUAUCGAACCCGAAGACCUAUCUCCCACCUAUUUAAUAUGAUAACUGGAACAUCAACUGGUGGUAUCGUUGCUGCUGGACUAUCUGCACCGUCCCAUGAGUAUCCAGAUUUUAAGCCAAAGUUUUCGGCUUCAGAAUUAUUGAAUACCUACCAAGAUCAUACAAAAAAAUUAUUCACCAUGAAUAAAGAAUGGAAUUCAAAAGCAAAGUAUAUAAACGAAGGUCACUCUAACCUAUUUGAGGAAUAUUUUGGACAAACGAAAUUGAGUCAUGCACUCACUGAACUGGUUAUUCCUGCAAUAAAUGAAGCUGAUUCAUCAGCAAUUCAUUUAUUUACACGCAAUGAUGCUCGUAAAGAUGAAUUAAAAAAUGAUACUUUUAUUGAUGCUUUAAUGGCUGCAACGUCUAUACCAACUUUUUUUUCACCCUAUGAGAUAAGGCAUGAAAGUCUUUUCAUUGAUGGAGGUAUGCAUAUCAAUAAUCCGGCAUUGACAUCUUUCAAUGAAGCUAUUCGAUAUAAUGUAGAAAGCAAAAAGAUUUUUAUACUUUCAUUGGGUACAGGAAGUUAUAUACCAGAUCCUUCAAAGCCAAUUCUUUAUAGAGAUAAAAAUUUUUGGGCAUCAAAUCAAUUUACUUUAUCUAAUGAUGAAAAUGAAGUUGAUCGUCAAAUGCACUUGAUGCUAAAAGAUAGAUAUCAACGAUGGCAAGUUUCAUUUGAAGACCCGAUAAAAUUGGAUGAUUUUGAAAGGAUUCCAUACCUCGUAGAAAUAGGUCAUCAGUAUUUAGAAGAGUUGUAUGAUUCAGAUGAAAUUCUAUUAACAAGUUGA